Messenger RNA from Trichogramma pretiosum, 785 nucleotides. RefSeq names its product 60S ribosomal protein L18a-like. The record is from RefSeq and is a predicted model, not a curated record. Gene Ontology annotation, molecular function: structural constituent of ribosome. Gene Ontology annotation, cellular component: cytosolic large ribosomal subunit; ribosome. The coding region runs from base 301 to 747 and encodes 148 amino acids. NCBI's taxonomy places the organism in Eukaryota, Metazoa, Arthropoda, Insecta, Hymenoptera, Trichogrammatidae. The transcript is spliced from 3 exons. Gene Ontology annotation, biological process: translation.
UCAACAAUUACUUACCUAAUUAAAUAUUAAAUACAUCUUACAGUAUUUGGAAGUUAGUUUACUGUGUGUCUAUUAUAUUAAAUUUUGUUUCAAAGCUAUUAAUUAUAAAUAUAUAGACCAAAACCAGGUGACAAUUGCGGCAGCUACACGUGCUCGGACUCACUAUGAUUUACAAGAUUAACUUAUUUGUGAAAAUUUUUUAAUUUAAUUGCAAUUACAUUUCUCGUUCAUCUUAAAGAAUAUGAAGUCAUUGGGCGCAAGUUGCCCAAUGAGAAGGAGAAAGAAACUCCUCUUUAUAAAAUGCGAAUCUUCGCACCAGACCAUAUUGUUGCCAAAAGUCGUUUCUGGUACUUCUUGAGGCAACUCAAAAAGUUCAAGAAGACUACUGGUGAAAUAGUCUCCGUUAAACAGGUGUCAGAAAAGACCCCAACAAAGAUCAAGAAUUUUGGAAUCUGGCUUCGUUAUGACUCCAGAUCUGGUACACACAACAUGUACCGUGAGUACAGAGACUUGACAGUCUCAGGUGCUGUAACUCAGUGCUAUCGUGAUAUGGGAGCUAGACAUCGUGCCAGAGCUCAUUCCAUCCAAAUUAUCAAGGUGGAAAAGGUCAAGGCUGCUGACUGCAGACGUCCCAACGUCACUCAGUUCCAUGACUCAAAGAUUCGUUUCCCUCUGCCAAAACGUAUUCAACAUAGAAAGCAAAUGCCUGUAUUCAGCGUCAGGAAGCCAAGAACUUUCUUCCUUUAAGUUUUUUUAAAAUUAAAGAUACUGAAUGAAUUUUAAAA